Molecule: messenger RNA, 2446 nt
Organism: Blastomyces gilchristii SLH14081
Lineage: Eukaryota; Fungi; Ascomycota; Eurotiomycetes; Onygenales; Ajellomycetaceae
Exons: 3
Coding region: 200-1036 (278 amino acids)
Cellular component (GO): ascospore wall; lipid droplet; prospore membrane
Source: RefSeq, a predicted model, not a curated record
UGCAGCAUCUUCCUGCUAUAAUUACUGUAUAUAUUUAUGCCAACACGCUCUAACUUUUUGCGAAGAGGAAAAGUGUUGACGACCCAGUACUAUACUCAGUCUAUAUCUCUCUUACAACUUAACUGACCGACCAACACAGCGAGGGAGACUUAACCGUAAAUCACACCUCACCGUACAACAGGAUUUAUCAAUAUCCACCAUGGCCGACAAACUCAAGACCAUCUUCAUCAGCGAGGUUAAUGACCUGAAAGCACUUCUAACGGAAGCAGCCAGGUCAGGCACAUACAUGUAUCCCUUCCAGGGAAUCUUCUACUUUAUCGCCCAUCGCUCCCUCUGGCAACCUCUCGUGUCCAAAAUCGCCCCAACAGUCUCCCUGGGCAUCCUCGUAACCUCAACAAUGUUCUUCUUCACCUACAUCCCUCAAGUUGCCAUCCUAGCCUUCACCAGCGGACCCCUGGCGCCAUUCUCCGCAAUCCUCCUCGUCCUCAGCGAAAGCUCCACGAUUACAAACUACCUCUCGCGCAGCUUCAUUCUUCGCGAUUCCCUCGUUGACAUCUUCGACGGCACGCUGAUUGCUCGUGGCGACACAGCGCUAGUCUCUGAGGGCCGGCAGAUUAAAGGUUCUUCAUCAUCCACGGAUCCAAUGGCUCGGUUGGGGGCUGUGAUUCGGAAACCAUUGGCGAUGUUCUCGUUGUCAUCGUUGGUGAGAUCGUUGAUGUAUUUACCACUAAAUAUGAUUCCUGUGGUGGGGACGGUGUUGUAUGUCGUUUCUCAAGGAAAAAGACUCGGGCCAGUAAUGCAUGAGAGAUAUUUUCAACUUAAAGGGUGGGAUUCGAAGAAGAAGCGAGCAUGGGUGGCCGCGCACCAUGCUGCGUAUACGAGUUUCGGGGCAGCGGCAUUUGUCUUGGAAAUGGUCCCCUUUGCGUCUUUGGCAUUUGCAUAUACGAACACGGUCGGUGCGGCAUUGUGGGCUUCAAAUCUGGAGAGGUCGAUCUAUAAAGCCCCCAGCAUGGAGCAGGCGAAGAAAUUAGACUAAGGUAUUUACUCUGUUGUUUGCGUUUCUGUAAAGUAUUUCUCAACCAUACCUUUGCAGACACUUUGACCCAUAUGUUAUCUGCGCAUGAUAUUUUGGCGUUGAAAAAAAAUGAUGUCACAGGCGUUCUAGGGUAGCGUGUGGAAUUUAAUAUAGACUCAACGAAUUCUCAGGUCAUUUGUCCACCCACUUUUCUUAGCACCAUUAUGUUAACCGGAACCGAUAGAUAAGCUCAGCUCCCUAACUUUCAACAGUGAGAACACAGGGCACCCUUUCAUCACCGAUAUCUCCUCACAUAUAGCCUGUUCGCUCAACGCCUUAACUACCCUUCCUGGCCCCUUCUUGACUCUCAAGCACUACCCCCCGUAAUUCCGCCAACCCAUCCACCUCUAUUUCCUUCAUUCGUCCCGCCAGUGUUGUUCCACUCUACAUAUCCAAAACUCUCUGCGCGUAGGAUCAUCAUCCGAAAACUUUCCAACUUCGGCGAAUGAUGAAAUAUCGACGCCAUAUCCACAGACCAGGGGAUCACCUGUUUUAAAAUUAAGGGUACUGUUGGAUUAAUGCCUGGCGAGGCAGAAGAGGACACACCUAAUACAUUUGUAAGAGGUAUGAAUAUAAUAAUAACGGUUACAAUGAAAACAAAAGGGGAACGGAGAGAGGGCCAUAUCAACCUCCCUCUUUUUAUCAAACUGAUCAUUCGGAGCUCCAAUGACCCCCACAAUCUCUCAUUCCGCACCUGCAGACCCAUCCGCACCAACCAUGAAGUACAUUGGUUUAAUUCCUCCUUCCAUUCCAGAACACGUAGACUAACGUCCAACACGUCCAUCUCCUUCUGGACCUUCAUAAUUCCACCUAAUUGACCGGUAUCGAGGGUAUAGAGUGUCUAUUCCAGCAUUCCUAACGUGGCAGGCACAGGUCCAGACCCAGGAGGGAAGCUAGGUCUGUCUCCAACCGGUUCCGUCUUCAAAGCUACCUCACCAGUCAAUUUCUUGAACGAGGAUUUCAUCCCCUUCAUUUUCAUUUAGAUAGCGAAAUAAUUCCUUGUGGCUUCUUCCUUGGAACCGGAAUCCCCCCUGAUCCAUGUCAGUAGGGUCGUAUGGAAAAUUAACGGCCGGCACCAACGGCACCAUCCCUCAUCAUUGCGGAUUAUUAGAAUACGAUCUAGAACCUCGGAAAACUGAGGUAGAAUAAUGGAACCGACCUGUGCUUCACAAAAUUUUAGCUGUUUAGCCGUUCUCCCUUGUCCAUCUCCCCAUCUUCCCUAUUCCCUUCAUCACAGUUCGUUUGUGAUGCAGCUUGGCGUUAACCGAAAUUGAGUUGAUGUUGCUCUGUUGCGGUUUUUGAUUGGCUAACUACGGGAGUACUCAGCCCUAUCCGUUUACGCCCCACACUAAAACGUGGGGAAAUUAAGCU